Molecule: messenger RNA, 1850 nt
Organism: Odobenus rosmarus divergens (Pacific walrus)
Lineage: Eukaryota; Metazoa; Chordata; Mammalia; Carnivora; Odobenidae
Gene: FZR1
Product: fizzy/cell division cycle 20 related 1 (Drosophila)
Exons: 14
Coding region: 200-1690 (496 amino acids)
Biological process (GO): positive regulation of ubiquitin protein ligase activity; positive regulation of anaphase-promoting complex-dependent catabolic process; anaphase-promoting complex-dependent catabolic process
Cellular component (GO): anaphase-promoting complex
Molecular function (GO): ubiquitin ligase activator activity; protein binding; anaphase-promoting complex binding
Source: RefSeq, a predicted model, not a curated record
CGCCAUAUUAAGGAGCACGGAGCCCGGGGUCCCGUUGGCGGCGGCCGCGGCGGGACCAGUGGAGCUGCGGCCGGCAGCGGCCGGCGCGGCGCGGCGCCGGGAGAGGCGGGGUCGGCGGAGCCAGCGGGCGACCGGAGCGAGCCAGGCUGACCUUGGCCGGCUGACGUUGGCCGGCGGGCUGGGCCUGCCCUGCGUCGCCAUGGACCAGGACUAUGAGCGGCGCCUCCUCCGGCAGAUCGUUGUUCAGAACGAGAACACGAUGCCCUGCGUGGCGGAGAUGCGGCGAACCCUGACGCCUGCCAACUCUCCCGUGUCCUCCCCCAGCAAGCAUGGAGACCGCUUCAUCCCCUCCAGAGCUGGGGCCAACUGGAGCGUGAAUUUCCACAGGAUCAAUGAGAAUGAGAAGUCUCCCAGCCAAAACCGGAAAGCCAAGGACGCCACCUCAGACAACGGCAAAGACGGCCUGGCCUACUCCGCCUUGCUGAAGAACGAGCUGCUGGGAGCCGGCAUCGAGAAGGUGCAGGACCCGCAGACAGAGGACCGCAGGCUGCAGCCUUCCACACCUGAGAAGAAGGGCCUGUUCACGUAUUCCCUCAGCACCAAGCGCUCCAGCCCUGACGAUGGCAACGAUGUAUCUCCCUACUCCUUGUCCCCAGUCAGCAACAAAAGUCAGAAGCUACUGCGGUCGCCACGGAAACCUACCCGCAAGAUCUCCAAGAUCCCCUUCAAGGUCCUGGAUGCACCAGAGCUGCAGGACGACUUCUACCUGAACCUGGUGGACUGGUCAUCCCUCAACGUGCUUAGCGUGGGGCUGGGGACCUGCGUGUACCUGUGGAGCGCCUGCACCAGCCAGGUGACCCGGCUCUGUGACCUCUCAGUGGAAGGGGACUCGGUGACGUCCGUGGGCUGGUCUGAACGGGGCAACCUGGUGGCUGUGGGCACGCACAAGGGCUUUGUGCAGAUCUGGGAUGCGGCUGCGGGGAAGAAGCUGUCCAUGCUGGAAGGCCACACGGCACGCGUCGGGGCGCUGGCCUGGAAUGCUGACCAGCUCUCAUCUGGGAGCCGGGACCGCAUGAUCCUGCAGAGGGACAUCCGGACCCCGCCCCUGCAGUCUGAGCGGCGGCUGCAGGGCCACCGGCAGGAGGUGUGUGGGCUCAAGUGGUCCACGGACCACCAGCUCCUCGCCUCGGGGGGCAACGACAACAAGCUGCUGGUCUGGAACCACUCAAGCCUGAGCCCUGUGCAGCAGUACACAGAGCAUCUGGCGGCCGUGAAGGCCAUUGCCUGGUCCCCACACCAGCACGGGCUGCUGGCGUCCGGUGGCGGCACGGCCGACCGCUGCAUCCGCUUCUGGAACACGCUCACAGGGCAGCCGCUGCAGUGCAUCGACACAGGCUCCCAGGUGUGCAACCUUGCCUGGUCCAAGCACGCCAACGAACUGGUGAGCACGCACGGCUAUUCACAGAACCAGAUCCUGGUCUGGAAGUACCCUUCCCUGACCCAGGUGGCAAAGCUGACCGGGCAUUCCUACAGGGUCUUGUACCUGGCCAUGUCCCCUGACGGAGAGGCCAUAGUCACUGGUGCUGGGGACGAAACGCUGAGGUUCUGGAAUGUCUUUAGCAAAACCCGUUCGACAAAGGUAAAGUGGGAGUCCGUGUCAGUCCUCAACCUCUUCACCAGGAUCCGGUAAAGCCUCGGGCCUCACCGUCUGGGUCAGAAGAGUCCCACCUCUCAUCGGCGUGCAUGGACCCUACCCCCCCAGCACAUGGUCCCUAGAGGAGACAGCCGGGGCGGGUGGGGAGUUGGGCCUGGAGAGACCCUGAAGAUUCUCAUUAAAGCCUGAUUGCGAA